Molecule: messenger RNA, 1458 nt
Organism: Diprion similis
Lineage: Eukaryota; Metazoa; Arthropoda; Insecta; Hymenoptera; Diprionidae
Product: ribosome biogenesis protein WDR12 homolog
Exons: 10
Coding region: 117-1382 (421 amino acids)
Biological process (GO): ribosome biogenesis
Cellular component (GO): preribosome, large subunit precursor
Molecular function (GO): protein binding
Source: RefSeq, a predicted model, not a curated record
UUGUAUAUUACAUAGGUUAGGUUAUAUUGAAAUUGUUGGUUGACAAUAGGAACGAAGCGGCGUUGAUUUAAUAAUCAUUUCAUCAAUUCUUUCACAGUUUCGAUAACGGCGUCGCGAUGGCAAGUGUUGACGAAGAUGUACCACAAAUCCAAAUAAGAUUCACGACGAAACAGGAGCAAUACGCUGUUCCGGACUAUCCGUUGUCUGUGCCAUCGACAGUUUUCACUGAUCAACUGAACACUCUAAUCAAUGAACUUUUAAAAGAAUCUGCAGACUCCACUGCAACUGUAGAAUUUGAUUUUCUUGUCUGCAAUGAGUUCCUGCGCACUUCAUUAGCUGAGCAUAUCAAUGAGCGUGGAGUAACGACUGAGGAAGUCAUUACAGUUGAGUACGUGGAACGGCAUCCCCCUCCGGAGCCCCAAGAUUGUCUUAUACACGAUGACUGGGUGUCAGCAGUUGCCGUAAGAGAAAAAUGGAUACUGACGGGAUGUUACGACAAUACUGUGCACAUCUGGAACACGAGGGGAAAACAUCACCUAACAAUUCCAGGUCACACGUCGCCAAUUAAAGCAGUGGCUUGGAUAACAUUGGACAACGAGAGGGCGACGUUUGUUAGUGCAUCGCAAGACCAGACUGCCAUUUUAUGGGAUUGGAACAUCACAAGUAACUCAAUAGAAUGCGUUCAAAUUUGUCGAGGACAUGAACGUGGGCUGGAAGACGUUGCGGUCAAUCAUAAUGCCACACUGAUCGCCACAGGAUCAUGGGAUACAAUGCUGAAGAUUUGGUCUGCCUCUGUCGACGACCGAAACAAUGACGGUGAGUCUACCUCAAAGAAGCUGAAAACAGACCAUGGUAAAGUUAGAACACCAGAAAUAACAAUGAAAGGCCACAAAGAGGCAAUUAGUGGCGUAGUCUGGUCAGAUAAAUCGGAAAUAGUAACAUCGUCAUGGGAUCACACGCUAAAAAUUUGGGACACAGAGCUCGGUGGAAUCAAGCAUGAAAUUCCAGGGAAUAAGAGCUUCUUUGAUGUUGCAUAUUCGCCGUUAGCUCAUGCUCUUCUCACCGCCUCAGCCGACAGACACAUCAGAUUAUAUGACCCAAGAUCGUCGGAGGGAUCCGUGGUCAAGGGAACCUUCACUUCACACACGCAAUGGGUGCAAUCUGUAUUCUGGUCAACAACUGACCAAUAUCUUUUUCUGUCCGGGGCAUGUGAUAACCAAGUGAAGCUCUGGGACACUCGAAGUCCCAAAGCACCAUUAUUUGAUCUUUCCGGUCAUGACGACAAAGUUCUCUGCUGCAACUGGUCCAAUCCAAAAUUCAUGGUAUCUGGCGGGGCCGACAACACUGUUAGGAUAUUCAAAUCGAAACACGCGAUUCGUUGAUAAUGAUUAAAAAUCAAUGUAAUUUGUAAAUUAUUCUAAGGAUAUACAUUUUAAAUAAAAACUUAAGUUGGAAUAU